Molecule: messenger RNA, 1444 nt
Organism: Corapipo altera (White-ruffed manakin)
Lineage: Eukaryota; Metazoa; Chordata; Aves; Passeriformes; Pipridae
Exons: 2
Coding region: 141-1055 (304 amino acids)
Source: RefSeq, a predicted model, not a curated record
AAACUAGGACAUUUAGGUGGGAUUUGGGGAAGGAAUUCCUCCCUGUGAGGGUGGUGAGACACUGGCACAGUGUAAAGAAAGAACUAGAGCUGGAUGUUCUGCCUUCCCAACCUGUUUUCCAAGUUUCUUUGGGAGAAAGGAUGAGGAAUGAGCUUGUGGUCGCCCGUUUCCUGUGUCAAAAAACCUUCCUGGAACAGUUAUCUGUGUUUGAUGUUUCUGAGCUGAUCCAAAGCCUUUGGAACCGCUUUUGUUGGAGCUGGGCUGUCCCAAAUCCAGGGCUGAGGGUCCCUGGGACAGUGAGGGGACUUGGUUGUCUGUUCCUGCUGCUCAUCCAGGCAGAAUCGUCAUAUUAUUUGGGAGAGAGGCCGUGCCUGGCUCGGUCCUGCUGCCACCAGCCCCAGAUCUGGGCUGGAAUCCCAAAUCCUUGGAGCUGGAGGAGCUGUGGGAGGAAAGGGGCAGCUUGGAAUGAGUGGCUGGAGCCGGAGAAGUGGCUCAUUCCAGAUUUAAUUGUGGAACCAGGUCAUUCAUCCCCUGGGAGGGGACAGGGAGCAGCCAGGAGCCACCAGCCUUGGGGACAGGAGGGUCCCCUUGGUGCCUGGAGCUCUGGGAUUCAGGUUGGACAUCCAGGCCAGGAGGGAACCCUUGGAGAGGGGGCAGAUCCUGAGGCAGAUUCCCAUGGCACUGGAAUGCCGUUGCCACCAGCAGCCCUGGGAUCCCCCCUUGAAAUCAGGGCUCCAAAUGAACACUUUGGGACCAAAUGCAGCACAAAUCCAUGGACAGAUUCCCAGUCCUGGGGAUCCCGUUCCCAGAUCACAGGGAAGGCUUUGUCUCCAAGGCUUGGAAUCCCUCUUGAAACUUUUUUUCCCUCUUCUUCCCGUUCUUUUAGAGAAGUGGGAGAGCAAAGGGAACAAAAAUUGGAACAGGGAGCUUGGAAAAUGGAUGUGAGGGGCUGCCAGCGGGGUCAGCUUUCCCUGGAUUUGGCAGGGCCGGGAUUGAUGGAUGUGGCCGGGGGGGCUUGGGGUCAUUUUCCUCAGCUGGAUUUCAGCACCCCAUGAAUCAACCCCUGGCAGGGGAACAGCUUGGGCUGGAGGGGAGUUCACCGGGCGCGUGGAGGGGGGUCAGGGAGCGGGAUCGUUAUCCCGGAAUUGAUUUAGGGAAGGGGCCUCCCGAGAAAUAAAUCACCGGGAUCCUGGAGCUGGGGGGAGGAAGGCACGGAAUGUUGUGGUGCCAAAGUGGAUCUGAGGACCCCCUGCUCAGGGAAUGGAACCCCCUGGGAGUGGGGGUGGGAUCUGGGAGCUUUUCCAUUGGAUGUCACCAGAGGGUUUAAUCCAAGGAGGAAGUGGAAGAUGUGGAGCAGCUCUGCUGGGAACUGGGGGGGGGGUCAUGGAGAAGGGAAGGCUCCAGGGAGCCCCUUCCAGGGCCUAAAGGGGCUCCAGGAGGGCUG